AUGCCUCCCAAAAAAUCAUCUUCCACCAAAAAGUGCGCUAACCCGCGGAUGGAAACUCCUGUCAUCGACUUCGUGAUGCGUACCCGCAGUGGUGCGCCUAUCAACCAACGCAUGCUUCAGACUAAAACACUACCACCCGCCAAAAAAAUCAAACCUACCCCCUUGCCGAGGGGGAACUCGUUCAUGAGCUUCAACGACUACAGCGCCAUCCUUGCCCGGCACGCGAAAUCCUCCGUUGCUACCACAGAGCUGCACACUGACACUGAGUCUGAUACCCAAGACCACCCGAAGACUGAUGACCUUGUCACGGACGAUGAGGACAACAGUGAAGGACAAGCGGAUGCUCACAAGGGCGAUCCCAAAAUUCAUGAAUCCUUACCCCCCUCUGAUACUCCAGAGGAUGAAAAUUCUUCCUUGGAUGGCGCCCCUUCCUCGGAGAACAACUACCCGUACCGAAAUCGAGAAGCGAGGAGACGGGCUGAACACCGUGCAAUGCUUGCUCAGCGUGAUCCUUCCUCUUCGGAAGAGGAGUCUGACGAAGAUGAUGAUGAAUACAAAGAAGAUCAAGAAGCCGACAAAGAAAAAGAAGAAGGCGACGACAACGACGACAACGACUUACCUGCGCCUCCAUCAAAGACGAAAUUGCCCCAGAAGCGCGCACCUCCAAAAGCUCUCCCCCCAAAAUCCACAGUAACAGGGACUCCCCCAUCCACCCAGGUACUCCAGGCUGCCAUGCAUGUGAUGACGAAGUCGGUCGAGAAGAGUCCCGUCUCCAGUGCUCUGCCAAAAAGCUCCAUGGCAAUGGAGACUGAUGACGACGACAAUGACCUUCCCGUCACUUCUAGACCUGGGCGGCUGUGCCAGGAAGGCAUAGACGACGCGCAGGAGCUCAGGCGCAAGACACUUCACGCUGCCAAGUUAAUUGGUGACAAAUAUGGAAAAUCUGCACGCACAAUACUCAUCGAGGCCGGGUUGUCUGUGAAACACUCCAGGGCCGAGACCCCAUGGAAUAUGCACCAAGGAUGGUACAAAGGAAAAUAUCCUCGAGAAACCGAUGAAGAACUUAGUGAUUGGAGAAAGAGACAGCGCGACCACUACUACAGCCUUGAAGACAGCGACCCGCUGUGGGAUGACAUACAAGCGCACUAUGAUGGUCACUUGGGCGGUGCUAGUAACAAUCGAUCGCGUGCCAGUAUUGUUAUGUCUACAAGGGACGCACUCGCUAAGCGUUUUGCAGCUUAUUCUCGCCUAGAAGGCAUUGAGGUCAUUGGCUGUGUCUUUGAUUCGACUCCUGAUGAGGCGGCCCGACAGGCCUCGGGUUUUGUCGCAGGCUCAUCCACCUUCAUGGAUGUCAUCAAUGAAUGCCAAGUGGACGCCCAACUUGCGUUAGAUUGGAUUAUUACUGCAGCAAAGGCAAAAAACUACCAGCUCGCAAUGCCGCGGUUUGGGGGGGCAUAUGAUAUUUUGUUUUCGAAGCCUGGUGAAGCCCCACGGGACCGUUACCGACGUACAGUGGCUCAAAAAACUGUCCGCAUGUUUUGA
This is a messenger RNA of Suillus subalutaceus, 1542 nucleotides long. RefSeq lists its product as uncharacterized. Lineage: Eukaryota; Fungi; Basidiomycota; Agaricomycetes; Boletales; Suillaceae. The coding region runs from base 1 to 1542 and encodes 513 amino acids. The record is from RefSeq and is a predicted model, not a curated record. The transcript has 7 exons.